CAUUAAAACAUAGUAAUAAUUCAAUCCAUCAAACCAAAGAGACGAAUAUACCAACAAAACGCUCUGAGCUCGUUGGACACUCAGAAAUGAUCCGACUGUUUCAUGCACUGCUCUUCUUGUCCUUGAAGUUGAAGGCCGAAGCCAACUGCAAAACUGGCUGCGACCUUGCCUUAGCCUCCUACAAUGUAUGGGCGGGAGUAAAUCUCACUUAUAUCAGCAACCUCUUUAGCAAAAGCAUCACCGAAAUCCUCCCUUACAAUCCCCAUGUCCCAAACCAAGACAGCAUCCUCACAGAUACGAGAAUCAACGUACCCUUUUCAUGCGACUGCUUAAAUGGUGAUUUCUUAGGCCACACCUUCACUUACAAUACACAACCUGGUGAUACAUACAAUAAAAUUGCAACAAUUGCUUUUGCCAACCUCACCACCGAGGAUUGGGUUCACAGGGUCAACAUCUAUGACCCUACGAGGAUCCCUGACCAUGCUAGUAUUAAUGUCACAGUCAAUUGCUCGUGCGGAGAUAAGCGUGUAUCAAAGAAUUAUGGGUUGUUCACCACAUACCCACUUCGGCCCGGAGAGAAUUUGUCGUUCGGUUUACCGGCAGACUUGCUGCAGAGGUACAACCCCGGGAUGAAUUUUAGUGCAGGGACUGGAAUCAUUUACGUGCCGGCAAAAGAUUCAACUGGAAAUUACCCUCCAUUAAAAAUAAGUGCAGCCGCAGGAAUUUCGAGCAGAGUUAUUGCUGGUAUAUCUAUUGCAGGAGUUGCUGGGGCUCUACUCUUUGCAUCUUUUAUAUAUUUCAGGUUUUAUAAGAAAAACAAGGUGCACAAAUCGUUACUCUCAGAAACAACUGAACACCACUAUUCUCAACAUGGCCGAGGUAUUACAGUGGACAAAUCUGUGGAGUUCUCAUAUGAAGAACUUGCUAAGGCUACUCAUGACUUUAGCAUGGCCAAUAAAAUUGGACAAGGUGGUUUUGGAUCAGUUUACUAUGCUGAACUAAGAGGCGAGAAAGCUGCAAUAAAGAAGAUGGAUAUGCAAGCAUCUAAGGAGUUUCUUGCUGAACUGAAAGUUCUAACACAUGUUCAUCACUUGAACCUGGUGCGUUUAAUAGGCUAUUGCGUUGAAAGUUCCUUGUUUUUGGUCUAUGAGUUCAUCGAGAAUGGUAAUUUGAGUCAGCAUUUGCGUGGCUCAGAGAGGGAUCCAUUGCCAUGGGUGACCAGGGUGCAAAUUGCUUUAGAUUCAGCUAGAGGACUUGAAUAUAUCCAUGAGCAUACUGUUCCUGUAUAUAUCCACCGUGACGUCAAAUCUGCCAACAUUUUAAUAGACAAGAACUUUCGUGGAAAGGUUGCAGAUUUUGGGUUAACAAAGCUGACAGAAUAUGGUAGUGCUUCAGUGCACACACGUCUUGUGGGUACAUUUGGAUACAUGCCUCCAGAGUAUGCUCAAUACGGUGAUGUUUCCCCCAAAAUUGAUGUGUAUGCUUUUGGCGUUGUGCUUUAUGAACUUAUAUCUGCCAAGGAAGCUGUUGUUAAGACAAACGAAAUUGUUACCGAGUCCAAAGGCCUAGUUGCUUUGUUUGAGGAUGUUCUGAUUGAGCCAGAUCCAAAAGAAGAUAUCCGGGAACUCGUUGAUCCCAGGCUUGGAGAUAGCUACCCACUUGACUCGGUUUGUAAGAUGGCACAGUUGGCUAAAGCUUGCACACAAGAAAAUCCUCAGCUAAGGCCGAGCAUGAGAUCAAUUGUGGUAGCACUUAUGACUCUUUCGUCUUCAACGGAGGAUUGGGAUGUAGGUUCUUUAUAUGAAAAUCAAGCUCUUGUCAAUCUAAUGUCAGGAAGGUAGCUUGUGGAUUCCAGUGUUUGUUAACACAUGCAAGUGAAUUUCAAAAUCCUUGGCUGUGUUGUAAACACUUGUAACUAAAUGCAGUACAGUAGGAUAAUAUUGCACUUAUUUUUGCUAAAAGUGGUUAUUAUAUUAUGCUUUUAAAGCAAAUAGAAGCGAUGCUAUUUCUCUCAUUCUCUAAAA
This is a messenger RNA of Manihot esculenta (cassava), 2024 nucleotides long. Its product is annotated as lysM domain receptor-like kinase 3. Lineage: Eukaryota; Viridiplantae; Streptophyta; Magnoliopsida; Malpighiales; Euphorbiaceae. Bases 87 to 1841 code for a protein of 584 amino acids. The transcript is spliced from 12 exons. Gene Ontology annotation, biological process: innate immune response; protein phosphorylation. The record is from RefSeq and is a predicted model, not a curated record. Gene Ontology annotation, molecular function: ATP binding; transmembrane receptor protein kinase activity.